CAGCACCACCGACUGUAAACAUGGCGGCGUGCACAGCCGGAUUUCUGUGCUAUGUGCCCCCUUACUGAAGCCCCGAUCAUCGACACACUUCCAUGAUGGAGACAGAGGAGGAGCAGCAUAUGACCACGCUGUUAUGCAUGGGCUUCCCAGACCCGGUGGCCAUCCGGAAAGCCCUGCGCCUGGCCAAAAACGACAUCAACGAGGCUGUCGCGCUGCUCACCAACGAAAGCCCGGGACUCGGAUACGGCUACGAGCCGAUGGAAAGCGGCCCUUCCCCUGGCUCCGGCCUCAGCGGAGACGGCGAGAACAGCGGGCGCACGGGCACCGGAGGGUUUGAUCCUCCGCCUGCGUAUCACGAUGUCGUGGAAAGUGAGAGGAGUAAUGAUGAGAACGGAAACUGUUCUGGGAACAGUAUGGAGUUCCCCACCACUAAUCUGUAUGAGCUGGAGAGCAGAGUGUUCACUGAUCACUGGUCCAUCCCGUACAAGAGAGAGGAAUCUCUCGGCAAGUGCCUCAUCGCCUCCACCUGCCUGGCCAGACUGGGCCUGGCCGAUGCAGAUGAGAACUGUAAGAGAUUUGUUGACCGUUGCAUGCCUGAAGCCUUCAAAAAGUUGCUGACGUCCAGUGCGGUGCACAAGUGGGGAACUGAGAUUCAUGAGGGCAUCUACAACAUGCUAAUGCUGCUGGUGGAUCUGGUCGCGGAGAGAGUCAAACAGGAUCCGAUACCCAUCGGCCUCAUGGGAGUUCUCACUAUGGCUUUUAACCCUGAUAAUGAGUAUCACUUUAAGAAUCGGAUGAAGGCCUGUCAGAGGAACUGGGCAGAAGUGUUUGGAGAGGACAGCAUGUUCGCUGUUUCUCCCAGCUCCAGCUACCAGAAGGAACCUCACGGCUGGCUGGUGGACUUGGUGAAUCGGUUUGGAGAGAUGGGAGGCUUCACAGCAAUUCAGUGCAAGCUCAACCAGGAAGAGAUGGAGAUUGGGUGUGUAUCAGCUCUGGUUCAGCCGCUCGGCGUGUGUGCAGAAUACCUCAACUCCAGCCUGGUGCAGCCCAUGCUGGACCCAGUCAUCCAUAAGAUGAUAACAUAUGUGCAGAACCUGGAGGAGAAAGACCUGAAAGACAAGCGUUUGGUGAGUAUUCCAGAGCUCUUGUCGGCCAUUAAGCUCCUCUGCAUGCGUUUCCAGCGGGAGCUGGUGAACAUCGUGGAUGACCUUCGGCUGGACAUCCUUCUCCGAAUGCUCAAGACGCCCCACUUCAGUGCCAAAAUGAACUCCCUCAAAGAGGUCACGAAACUCAUUGAGGAAAGCACAGUUUCCAAGACUGUGAAGAACGCCAUCGACACAGACCGACUCCUGGACUGGCUGGUAGAAAACUCAGUACUGUCAAUAGCUUUGGAAGGAAACAUUGACCAGGCCCAGUACUGUGACAGAAUAAAGGGAAUCAUUGAGCUGUUGGGCAGUAAGCUCUCAUUGGAUGAACUCUCCAAAAUAUGGAAAAUACAGGCUGGUCAGUCCUCCACUGUGAUUGAGAACAUCCACACCAUCAUCGCCGCUGCUGCCGUCAAGUUCAACUUUGACCAGCUCAGCCACCUCUUCGUCCUCAUACAGAAGAGCUGGGAGGUUGAGAGUGAUCGUGUGAGACAGAAGCUUCUGAGUCUGAUUGGACGGAUCGGCAGGGAGGCUCGCUCUGAGGCGACCACAGGAAAGGUGUUGGAGGUAUUGUGGGAGUUGGCGCAUCUCCCCACCCUUCCUACCACUCUAGUACAGCAGGCCCUGGAAGAACAUCUCACCAUCCUCAGCGACGCAUACGCUGUCAAAGAAACCAUCAAGAGGAACUACAUCAUCAAAUGCAUCGAAGAUAUCAAGAAGAUGCAAAUACAGGAGGAUUCAAAGUCUCCCAGCGAGACACAGGUCUCUUUUCUUACUGGCACCUGGGGCAAGAAGAAACCGAGCUCAUUGGCUAAAUCGUCUCAGCAGACUAACCCUCAGAUGGUGUGGGUGGUUCCAGCCUUGCGGCAGCUUCAUGAGAUUACACGGUCUUUUAUCAAACAGACCUACCAGAAACAGGACAAGAGUAUAAUCCAGGACCUGAAGAAGAACUUUGAGAUAGUGAAGCUGAUCACAGGCUCUCUGGUGUCAUGUCAUCGCUUGGCCGUGUCUGUCGCUGGAUCCAAUGGUCUUUCUGGGUCCACACUGGUUGAUGGCCGGUACUCCUAUCAGGAGUAUUUGGAGAGUCACUUGAAGUUCCUUGCAUUCUUCCUGCAAGAGGCCAGUCUGUACCUGGUCUGGAAUAGAGCCAAAGAGAUCUGGGAAUGCUUGGUCUCUGGCAUGGAUGUGUGCGAGCUGGAUCGAGAGAUGUGUUUCGAAUGGUUCACUAAGGGACAGCAUGAUCUAGAGAGUGAUGUUCAACAGCAGCUCUUUAAAGAGAAGAUCCUCAAGCUGGAGCCUUAUGAGAUCACUAUGAACGGGUUUAACCUCUUCAAGACCUUCUUUGAGAAUGUGAACCUCAGUGACCACCGUCUCAAACGGCAGGGAACACAACUGUGCGUGGAGCGAUUGGAUCUGGCUGGGAUGGACUUCAUCUGGAGGAUCGCGAUGGAAUCUCCAGAUGAGGACAUCGCUAAUGAAGCCAUACAUCUCAUCAUUACUUACAGCUACAUUAACCUCAACCCCAAAAUGAAGAAGGACUCAGUAUCUCUACAUAAGAAAUUCAUUGCUGACUGCUAUAAGAGAUUGGAGGCUGCUAGCUCUGCGCUGGGCGGCCCGACCCUCACACAUGCUGUUACCCGGGCAACCAAGAUGCUGACAGCCACUGCUAUGCCAACGGUCGCCACAUCAGUUCAAUCUCCAUCCAGGUCCAGUAAACUAGUUAUCAUUGAGAGACUUCUGUUAUUGGCGGAGCGUUAUGUCAUAACAAUAGAGGACCUGUAUUCUGUUCCUCGAACUAUUCUACCUCAUGGAGCGUCUUUCCACGGCCAUCCUGUUACACUUCACAUCACAUACGAAUCUACCAAAGACACAUUCACCUUGGAGGCCCACAGCAACGAGACCAUAGGCAGCAUCAGAUGGAAGAUAGCCGAGCAGCUCAGCUGUCCGGUGGACAAUGUGCAGAUAUUUGCCAAUGACAGCAUGCUGACAAUGAAUCGUGACCAGAAGCUGUUGAAUCAGCUGGGUUUCUCUGAUGAGCAGAGUCUGACGGUAAAGAGCUCAGGAACAGGCACUCCAUCAGGCAGUUCAGCGGACAGCUCUGCCUCGGCCAGCUCCAGCAGCAGCGGGGUCUUUAACUCUGCGUAUGCUUUGGAGCAGGAGAAAUCUCUUCCUGGUGUGGUCAUGGCGUUGGUGUGUAAUGUCUUUGAGAUGCUUUAUCAGCUCGCCAAUUUGGAGGAACCCAGAAUAACUUUGCGUGUCAGGAAGUUGUUGCUGCUCAUCCCGACCGACCCAGAGGUGCAGGACGCCCUUGAUAACUUUGUGCCAAAAGAGUCCAGCGUCUGGAGUCACCAGAAAACUCUGUUUACGCUGGGGUCUGGUUCUCAGGCCUCAAAGUCUCCAUCUCUGUCCAGUAAACAGCAGCACCAGCAGAGUGCAGCGUCCAUCCUGGAGUCUCUGUUUCGUUCCUCUGCCCCUGGCAUGUCUACAUUCAGAGUGCUUUAUAACCUGGAGGUGCUGAGCUCCAAGCUGAUGCCCACAUCUGAUGAUGAAAUGGCAAAGACCAGUGUCAAAUCUUUCUGUGAGAACUUCCUCAAAGCGGGAGGUCUCAGUCUGGUGGUUAACGUCAUGCAGAGAGACUCCAUCCCCUCUGAGGUGGACUACGAGACCAGACAGGGAGUCUAUUCCAUCUGCCUGCAGCUGGCCAGGUUCCUGCUGGUAGGGCAGGCUAUGCCUAGUAUGCUCGAUGAGGAGUUGAGCAAGGAAGGUCUGGACACUCUGUCCUCUCGGCCGUUCCGUAACGCCGGGCGUCAGAGCGGCCGACAGCUCUCCGUCUGUGGGACUCCAGAGAAGUCCUCCUACAGGCAGGUGUCCAUGUCUGACAGAUCCUCCAUCAGAGUGGAAGAAAUCAUCCCGGCUGCCCGUGUCGCGAUACAGACAAUGGAGGUGGGAGACUUCACAUCCACAGUGGCGUGCUUCAUGAGGCUCACCUGGGCAGCAGCUGCAGGCCGAUUGGACCUAGUUGGAAGCAGCCAGCCAAUCAGAGAGACGACUAACUCGCUUCUCCCGCUGGGUGUUCGCAGCAGGGUCAGCAGCACAGGAAGUAACUGCAGCUCAGGCAGUGAGGGAGAGGUCACCACGUUGCAGGCUGGGAUAUGUGUCAAACAGCUGUUUGUGUCCAUCAAAGACACUAUUAUUGCAAGAGAAGCACUCUCUUUACUCGUCACAUGCCUUCAGCUACGCUGCCAACAGCUAUCUUCAUUUUACAAUCUGCCUUCUGUGAAUGAUUUCAUCAUUGAUAUUCUGCUGGGGUCGCCCAGUGGAGAGAUUCGACGUGUAGCGUGUGAUCAGCUGUACACUCUCAGUCAGUCAGACACCUCUGCAUACCCUGACCUCCAGAAGCCCAACCUCUUCCUGCUGAAGGUGGUUCUGACAGCCCAACUUCCUCUCUGGUCCCCCACCAGCAUCAUGAGGGGCAUUAACCAAAGGUUGCUUUCACAAUGCACAGAGUAUUUUGAUCUGAGGUGCCAACUACUGGAUGACCUGACCACAUCAGAAAUGGAGCAGCUUCAGAUCGGCCCUGCGGCCAUGCUGGAGGAUGAGAUCAGCUGGCUUGAUAAUUUCGAGCCCACUUGGACCAACGAGCUGGAGACCAGCGAGGCCGACAACAUCCUGCUUGCUGGACACCUGCGCCUCAUUAAAACCCUGCUGUCCCUCUGCGGCAGUGAGAAAGAGCAGUUCGGUCCUUCUCUGAUCCAGCAACUGUUGGACGACUUCUUGUUCAGAGCGUCACGAAUCAUCCUGAACAGUGACAGCUCAUCUAGCACUACAGCAUCUAUCCACGACUUUCACCCAAAGUGCAGUACGGUCAGCAGUCGUCUGGCGGCAUACGAGGUGCUGGUCAUGUUGGCCGACAGCUCUCUUACUAACCUGCAGCUCAUCACUAGAGAACUGUUGUCCAUGCACCACCAAUCUGACCCAUCUCUCACCAAAGAGUUCGACUAUCUUCCUCCUGUAGACAGUCGUUCUGUGUCUGGGUUUGUGGGACUGAAGAACGGAGGUGCAACCUGCUACAUGAAUGCAGUGUUCCAGCAGCUCUACAUGCAGCCUGGUUUGCCUGAGGCUGUCUUGUCAAUUGAAGAUGACAUUGAAAACCCAGAGGAGAGUGUGUUCUGUCAGGUGCAGUCUCUGUUUGGUCACCUGAUGGAGAGCAAACUACAGUACUACAUACCUGAGAACUUCUGGAAGUAUGUGGAUCAGCUUGAUGAACAUCUAAAGAAAAUCGGUCGAGAGCAGAUCUUCAAAAACACAUUCCAGGGCAUUUUCUCUGAUCAGAAGAUAUGUAAAGACUGCCCACACAGGUACGAGCGCGAGGAGACGUUCAUGGCUCUGAACUUGGGGGUGACAUCCUGCCAGAGUCUGGAGAUCUCUCUCGAUCAGUUCGUCAGAGGAGAGGUCCUGGAUGGCAGCAAUGCUUAUUACUGCGAGAAAUGUAAAGAGAAGCGUAUCACAGUGAAGCGGACCUGUAUAAAGUCUCUGCCCAGCGUGCUGGUCAUCCACCUAAUGCGAUUCGGCUUUGACUGGGAAAGCGGCCGGUCCAUCAAAUACGAUGAGCAGAUCCGAUUCCCCUGGGUGCUGAACAUGGAGCCGUACACAGUGUCAGGAAUGGCCCGUCAAGAUUCAAGUGCAGAUCAUGGAGAGAACGGGAGAGGGGGCGAGGCCGGAUCCGGGGGAUCGCCUCGGAAGAAGGUCACCAUCUCUGAGAACUACGAACUGGUGGGAGUGGUGGUCCACAGCGGACAGGCCCAUGCAGGACAUUAUUACUCAUUCAUCAAAGACCGCCGGGGUAGUUCACGAGGACGCUGGUAUAAGUUUAACGACAAUGUUGUUGAAGAGUUUGACAUGAACGAUGAGACUCUGGAGUACGAGUGUUUUGGAGGAGAGUACAGACCCAGAGUUUAUGACCAGUCUAACCCCUACCCGGAUGUGCGGCGGCGCUACUGGAACGCCUACAUGCUGUUCUACCAGCGCAUCAGUGACCAGAACUCCCCCGUCCUGCCCAAAAAGAGUCGAGUCAGCAUCGUGAGGCAGGAGGCAGAGGAUCUCUCACUGUCAGCCCCAUCCUCUCCAGAGAUCUCACCCCAAUCCUCCCCACGGCCACCCCGAGCCAACAAUGACCGCCUCACCCUGCUCACACGCUUGGUCAAGAAAGGAGAGAAGAAGGGUCUGUUUGUGGAAAAGAUGCCUGCUAGGAUCUAUCAGAUGGUGAGAGAUGAAAAUCUGAAGUUCAUGAAGAACAGAGACGUUUACAAUAGUGAUUACUUCAACUUCACACUGUCUCUGGCCUCUGUCAACGCAACGAAGUUAAAGCAUCCAUCGUAUCAGGCCAUGGCCAAAACCAGCCUGCAGCUGGCUGUCCAGUUCCUCUUCCACACUUAUCUGCGCACUAAAAAGAAACUCAGGGUGGACACAGAGGAGUGGAUCGCUACCAUGGAGGGUUUGUUGUCCAAGAGUAGUGAGGCGUGUCAGUGGAUGGUGCAGUACCUGGUGGCACCUGAAGGACGGGAGAUCAUCAAGAUCUGUCUGUUGGAAUGCAGUGUGCGGGAGGUCCGUGUCGUGGUGGCCACCAUCCUGGAGAAGACCCUGGAGAGUGCUUUGUACUUCCAGGACGCUGGGUUAGACUGUCUUUUGGACAUGCUGCUGUCUCUAUUGGAUAAGGAUGUCCCGGAUAACUGCAAGAACUGCUCUCAGUACUUCAGCCUCUUCAGUAACUUUGCUCAGAGGGGCUGUGGGCCAUGUCAGCUGCUGCUGAAACAUUCUGCUUAUCGUCGGAUGCUUGUCUUCCUCCUGGGACCCAACCGGCAAAACAACCAGCACCGGCGCUGGAGUUCAGCACAGGCUCGUGAGUUCCUGCAUCUUCACAACACUCUGGCCCUGAUCAUGCUGCACACAGACCUCACGUCUCAGAGGACAGAGUCUCAAGGAGUGUUCAAGCACGCUUCAUCAGGACUGGUGGCUCCAUCUUCACCCCUCCUGCCUCUACAUCCAGACAUCAACACGUUGCUCUUCAAAGCAGAAGUGCAGGUGUAUCUCAUGGAGGUGAUGUUUGCCAUGCGUGAGUUGUCCGGCCCAUUGUCGUUUCUCAUAGAGAUGAUCACAUAUUGCUCGUUCUGUAACGAACCUUUCUCACUGGGAGUCCUACACUUACUCAAGAACCAUCUGGAAACGGCUCCUCCUCACGAACUGAAGAACGUCUUUCAGAUGCUCCUAGAGAUUCUGAUGGUAGAGGACCCUCUGCAGUCUCAGAGGCUCAAAUAUGCAUUUGAAUCUGAAAAGGGCCUUCUGGCUUUGAUGCAUCAGAGCAACAAUGUGGACAGCAGUCGCUGCUAUCAGUGUGUGAAGUUCCUGGUCACACUGGCACAGAAAUGUUCUCCAGCUAAGGACUAUUUUAAAGAGCUCUCAGGACAUUGGAGUUGGGCAGUGCAGUGGCUUCAGAAGAAGAUGUCUGAGCACUACUGGACGCCUCAGAGUAACGUAUCGAAUGAGACGUCCACGGCUAAAACCUUCCAGCGCACCAUCUCAGCACAGGACACUCUAGCUUAUGCCACAGCUUUACUGAAUGAGAAGGAGCAGUCCGGCAGCAGUAAUGGUUCAGACGGCAGCCCGGCCAAUGAGAACUCAGACAGAAGCCUCAGACAGGGAUCCGAAUCCCCAAUGAUGUUGGGUGAUUCUCGAAGUGAUCUAGAAGAUGUGGAUCCGUAACGCUUCUCAUUGUUUUUGCGCAUCAAAACAACACAAAAAAGUUACCCUCCGAUGGAAAGAUGUGGCUCUAAACAGACAAUCAGAAAACUGCAUUUGUUCUUCUAGGGACUGGAAAUGGAGUGACCAGAAGCAGCCAAAGGCCCCGUCGGAGCGCUCGCUCCUCAGGCCGCCUCACCUGAGAAGUAAACAGA
This is a messenger RNA of Sinocyclocheilus anshuiensis, 8095 nucleotides long. RefSeq names its product ubiquitin specific peptidase 24 (gene usp24). Gene Ontology annotation, biological process: protein deubiquitination. Gene Ontology annotation, cellular component: cytosol; nucleus. The transcript is spliced from 67 exons. The record is from RefSeq and is a predicted model, not a curated record. Lineage: Eukaryota; Metazoa; Chordata; Actinopteri; Cypriniformes; Cyprinidae. Gene Ontology annotation, molecular function: cysteine-type deubiquitinase activity; protein binding. Bases 93 to 7904 code for a protein of 2603 amino acids.